UGUCCCUUUGUCCCUCCACCCCGGGCCCCUCCACCGUUCCUGCAUCAUGGGAGCCGCCUUGGGCCCCGGCUUGGUGUUGUUGCUGCUGACCAGUCUCCCCCUGGUCCUGGGAGAUCCCAUGUACUCCAUCAUCACACCCAACAUCAUCCGCCUGGAAAGCGACGAGACUGUGGUGCUGGAGGCCCACGAUGUGGCGGCGGACACCCCGGUCUCUGUCACCAUCCACGACUUCCCGGCCAAGAAGCAAGUGCUGUUCAGUGAGAAGCUGGUGCUGACCAGGGCCACUGGUUACCUGGGCAACGUCACCUUCAAGAUCCCCAGCAACAAGGACCUCAAGCCAGGCAGUGGUCCCAAGUACCUGACGGUGCUGGCGGUGUUCGCGGGCACGACGACGGUGGAGAAGGCCGUGCUGCUCAGCCUGCACAAUGGCUACCUCUUCGUGCAGACCGACAAGACCAUCUACACGCCCGGCUCCUCAGUCCUCUACCGGGUCUUCACCGUGGACCACAACCUGCUGCCCGUAGGCCGGACGGUGAUCAUCACCAUCGAGAACCCUGAAGGCGUCGCCGUCAAGCGCUCCACCUUGUCCUCGCACAACCAGCAUGGAAUCUUGCCCUUGUCCUGGCCCAUUCCGGAGCUGGUCAACAUGGGACAGUGGAAGAUCCGGGCCUUCUAUGAGCACUCACCACAGCAAGUCUUCUCAGCUGAGUUCGAGGUGAAGGAGUAUGUGCUGCCCAGUUUCGAGGUCAUCUUGGAGCCCGUGGAGGAAUUCUACUACAUCGAUGAGCCGCAGGGUCUGCAGGUCACCAUCAUGGCCAGGUUCCUGUAUGGGAAGAAUGUGGAUGGAACCGCCUUCGUCAUCUUUGGGGUUCAGGAUGAAGACCAGAGGAUUUCACUGGCCCAUUCCCUCACCCGCGUUGAGAUCGUGGACGGCCACGGUGAGGCCACUCUCAAGCGACAGGUGCUGCUGGACGGGGUGGAGCUCGCUCGGCCCGAGGCCCUGGUGGGGAAGUCACUGUACGUGUCGGCAACCGUCCUCCUGCAGUCCGGCAGCGACAUGGUGGAGGCUGAGCGCACUGGGAUCCCCAUCGUGACCUCCCCUUUCAAGAUCCACUUCACCAAGACACCCACGUUCUUCAAGCCCGCCAUGCCCUUCGACCUCAUG
Molecule: messenger RNA, 1165 nt
Organism: Ochotona curzoniae (black-lipped pika)
Lineage: Eukaryota; Metazoa; Chordata; Mammalia; Lagomorpha; Ochotonidae
Product: complement C3-like
Exons: 10
Biological process (GO): complement activation
Molecular function (GO): endopeptidase inhibitor activity
Source: RefSeq, a predicted model, not a curated record